Messenger RNA from Stylophora pistillata, 860 nucleotides. RefSeq names its product mediator of RNA polymerase II transcription subunit 28. The record is from RefSeq and is a predicted model, not a curated record. Lineage: Eukaryota; Metazoa; Cnidaria; Anthozoa; Scleractinia; Pocilloporidae. Gene Ontology annotation, cellular component: mediator complex.
UGAAUUGAGUAGGUCUUGAAUGUGUACUAAAGAGGUGGACCUAACAGUUUUUCAGGCUGAGCUGGCAAAAUGUGGAGGGGACAGUAAAUGUUUGAUACCAUCUCAAAUGUGGCACUUGUUUGAACAAAACAGUCAUUCUUAAAACUGCAAGUUACACAGCACAAAAAAGUUCUUGCAAAAGGUGGAUGAAAAUUGGCUUUCUGACACAACCCUAGAGGCAGAAGAUAAAUAUCAAUUGAUUCUUCAGCCUACGAGGGGAGGGUACAGAAAUGAUCAAAACUACCUUGCGCGGGGAAGGGAGGAUUUGGUUGCCUCUUUUCUGGUCAACACAAAAGGCCUGGGAACUAGUGAAAUUCAAGAUGGCUGCUCACAAAGAAGAUCUUGUCAGUACUCUGGAAUCUUCACUUCAGGCUUGUGUGUCACUUCUUCUUGUCACCGAUAACGUAGAGAAGGAAGGGGACAAGACAAAUAUCAACAAAAGCGGCAUUGAAACUAGCAUUACAAAGUUCCUCGAUGCUUCAAAAGCUGUGGAGGCUGAUUUCCUUAAGAAGCAAAUGUACAGCCGUGUACAUCAUCCCCGAGAAGUCACACAAGAUGAAGUAGACAAAAUGAGAGCUGAGUUGGUACAAAAAGAGGAACUACUGGCAAGAACAAAGGAAAAAGUUGCCUCAUGGGCAAAUGUUCUCCAAGAUCUUGAAACAAAACAGACAAGCCUUCAGUUGGUGGAUAUCAUACCACAAAGAACUGCAUCAAUAGAUCCUUAUUCUUUUGAUACAUCAAGAAAAUAGUUUGUGCAAAAUUGUAAAAUUUGGUCAACAGAGCUACCGGGUAUUUGUAAUUAAAUGUACAGGUUUUAUUAA